UUUUUAAAUUGUGGGUUCAAAAUCAUGACUAAAGUGGGAAUAAACGGUUUCGGGAGAACUGGUAAAUCACUGUUAAAAGCUAUACUGGAAAGACAACCUAUAAAAAUGAAACCAAUGGCAAUAAACGAUCCAGCUCUGCAAAGUCCAAAACAUGCCGCGUAUAUUUUAAAAUACGAUUCAGUUUAUGACAGGUUUUACGGAAAAGUUUGCUACGAUGAAAAGCAUUUAAUCGUUAACGAUGAAAAAAUUUUGAUUUUCGCAGAAGCAGAUAGUAAAAAGAUUCCCUGGAGCCAAUCUGAUGUAGUUUAUGUAGCAGAUUGUUCAGGCAAAAAUACCACAUUAAAAACUGCAAGUCAACAUUUAACAGGAAAAGUUAAAAAAAUUAUCGUUGCAGGUAAUUCGAAGGACAUAUCGAUGUUUGUCAUGGGUGUGAAUCACAUGGAAUAUAAUCCAUCAGAAAAAGUUAUUUCUAUGGCUUCCUGCUCUACAAACUGUUUGGCACCACUUGUAAAAGUAAUGCACGAAAAAUUUGGAAUAAGGGAAGGAUUUGUAACUGUAGUCCAUGCGAUCACAAACGAACAAAACCUUCUAGACGGUAUGUCUAAUAAGUCCUGGCGUAUAGGAAGGUGCUCUAUACUAAAUAUAAUACCAGAUAAAUCAUGUUGCAUCGAAGGCAUUGGGGGGAUUAUACCAGAUCUAAAAGAAAAAAUUUCAGGUAUAACAAUGAAAGUUCCCAUUACUAUAGGAUCAGUGGUAGAUUUUACUGUAAGAGUAUGUAAGAAGACCAAAUUAUCAGAAAUAAACGAUGAGAUGAAACAAGCCUCCCUAUGUGGGUUAAAUGGAAUUCUUGAUUAUACGGAAGAAGAACUUGUUUCCUCAGAUUUUAUUAAAUGUUCCAGUUCGGCAAUAUAUGAUGCCUCAGCAAGCGUACAACUGAACGAGAGGUUUUUCAAAUUAAUCGCAUGGUUUGACAACGAAUAUGGCUAUGCGUGUAGAUUGGCAGACUUUUUGGCAUACAUCGCAACCACAGAUGACGAAUGCCAGUGCAAAAAAAAUUUAAAAUCUUGUGAAGCACAAAAUGCAAAUACGAACGAAUUAAAAAAAUAAAAAAAAUUGAAAACGA
This is a messenger RNA of Anthonomus grandis grandis, 1123 nucleotides long. RefSeq lists its product as uncharacterized. The record is from RefSeq and is a predicted model, not a curated record. The transcript is spliced from 6 exons. Lineage: Eukaryota; Metazoa; Arthropoda; Insecta; Coleoptera; Curculionidae. Gene Ontology annotation, molecular function: NAD binding; oxidoreductase activity, acting on the aldehyde or oxo group of donors, NAD or NADP as acceptor. The coding region runs from base 25 to 1107 and encodes 360 amino acids.